Stereum hirsutum FP-91666 SS1 is the source of this 1983-nucleotide messenger RNA. RefSeq lists its product as uncharacterized. The transcript is spliced from 10 exons. Bases 1 to 1983 code for a protein of 660 amino acids. The record is from RefSeq and is a predicted model, not a curated record. NCBI's taxonomy places the organism in Eukaryota, Fungi, Basidiomycota, Agaricomycetes, Russulales, Stereaceae.
AUGGCACCAGCUAAACGUUCUUUACAAUCAAUCAUCGACACACACGAUCAGCAUCCCCCUGAGACGAAUAAGGGUCCUGCCAAACGGACGAGAGCCGCUAGAAUCAUACAAGACACGAAUUCUGAUGAUGAGAAUCUUAGUCCUCCUCCUGAUAGUCCAGCAAAUUAUCAUGAUACUGCAAGGGUUGACCCUGAUGUCGAUCGAAGCCCACCGGACGAAGAGGACCAUUCGGGCGAGGUCAAUGCCUCCGCCCAGGAUGAGCAUCAUCUUAACCAAGAUAGCACCUCUGACCAAGACCCAAACCCUCUCUCGUCGAACUCCAACGAGAAAGAGCACGUCCCAGAAGGCACAACAUCCGACGACGUCCCACCAUCGUCUCCACCGUGGAAUUCGCUUUCCGAUUCGCAUGGAUCCGAUCGAUCCAAAUCGCCUUCCAGUCCUCCACCUUCCACAGCCCCAGUAGGUCCUGUUACGAACCCUAUCACCACGUACGUUAUCCCUGGGCAUUUUGGGCCCAAACUUCAGAGUCGAGUCACGGCUCUUUUACAGUACAAGAACGAAAAGGAUCACGUCUAUUCCAUUUCAUGUCUUCCAAUCGCAGACUUAUCCUGGGGCGGUUCAGAGAAUGCUUCAGCGAACAAGCUGUGUAUUCGUGGACAUGACAUGCCCGUCACAGUCUGGAUUACCGCGCUCAUCGGACGCCACUACAUGUUUGAACCCGAUGGGUCUCCAAAGAAGAAGGUAUCGGUGGCCUUGGCACCUCUGACAGAGCAUAGUCUGCAUACCAACUUCAAAGUCUUGCAUGACUUUUCGAAACCACAGGAACCCAUUGACACGGCACACCGCCGUAUAUAUGCGUCGCGUUGGCAACAAAAGCAGCUUCCUCGACAACGAGAGAUGGCGAUACAGCCCUUUAAGGAGUGUUACGAUGCGACCCGGCGUUAUACGCUCAAGACUCAGAUGCCUCGUGUGGACGUCGAGGACUUGAAAGAAGGAGAUUUGGUUCUCGUAGAGGCUGAGAUUUCUCGCUUCUCGACGGCAGAUGUUAAUCCUAAUAAGUCGUGGGCUGAGAAAUCUAGGGCGAAGAAGAAGGGAUUUGUGGAGUAUAAAGCUAUGUUUGAAUUGUCUUCCAUCUCAUUGUUGAAGGCAGGACCAGAGGCUACCGCUUUGUCUUCGGAUCCAGUUUCUCGGGAGUUUGCGAUUGUCACCUCUACAGCCUGGAUUAGUCUCGACUCUGUUGCACUCGAGUAUAUCAAGCCCUGUCUGCAUACGAAGAUUCUUCCAACACAACAGCAUACAAUGUACGACCCGCCCGAUUCUGAAAUCUGCAACGCAUUAUUACACGUCUUCGCAACGUGGCCCACGGAGAAGAAUAGCAUGCCGUGGGUGUACCAGCAGAUCAAGAGAGACAAUCCUACCUGGCGAAUCACACUUCCGCAAGUAACCUCUUUACACACCAGAAUGCAACACGACCCCAUUCCUCCUGACCCGCUUCUCGAUCUCCAUUGGUCGGGUAUCGUCAUCCACCCCGACGCAUAUCAUUUAUCCCCCUUGAAAGAUCCAACCUCUCUGAUCGACCAUCUCGACCUUUGCGCCGUCGACUUUGACCGAGAUGGCGCCGUUACCGCUCAAUCAUUGCACGAUCUCGUUGGUUCGAAGGAAGCAGUUUGUUUUACGAACGCUUACGAUCGUGACUCGCGCAUCGAUGACUGGUACUACGCUUUUUAUGCCGAUACAUCUAACACGACUGGUGCUCUUAACCCAAUCGCCAACAUCGUGAAGCCUGCUGAACAUCCUCCGAUUCGAGGGCAAGUCCUUGUGGUCCUGAAUGGUCCUGAGGAUGGGAUGUGGGAGGUCAUGCAAAGAAUAGACGAGAUUCAGCUUGGUCGAUCUUUGUGGUGGUAUCUGAAGUCUGGCAAUGAGCCUCGUGAUGUUUUCGGGGAGAGGGAGCUUCGGCGAUAUAUUUGGACGAUGAUAAUCUAG